Messenger RNA from Brienomyrus brachyistius, 2139 nucleotides. RefSeq names its product spindle apparatus coiled-coil protein 1 (gene spdl1). The coding region runs from base 201 to 1985 and encodes 594 amino acids. The record is from RefSeq and is a predicted model, not a curated record. Gene Ontology annotation, molecular function: kinetochore binding. The transcript has 13 exons. Lineage: Eukaryota; Metazoa; Chordata; Actinopteri; Osteoglossiformes; Mormyridae. Gene Ontology annotation, cellular component: spindle pole; outer kinetochore. Gene Ontology annotation, biological process: mitotic spindle assembly checkpoint signaling; protein localization to kinetochore; mitotic metaphase chromosome alignment.
GAGCGAGUGAGCGCGGGCGAGGGUGCACGGGACUGCUGUCGUAGAGGUAAACAGCAAACUAUCUAACUAGACAGUGAAGUUAACGAAUAAUUCGCCCCAGACUCAGUACUGUUCAGGCAUUAACGUAACAACGUGUUGGGUGAGUGCAGGCUGUCAGGAGGUUCUGAAACCCAAAUUCACUGCUUCUUAAAGGCACCAAGAUGUCUGGAGACAGUGAGGUUCAGCGGCUGCGAUGCAAGUUGAAGGAAGCUGAGGAAUCUCUACAGAAAGCAGCCCAGUAUGGUCUUGAGCUGCUGGAUGGGCAGCUGGACCUGCAGAACCAGCUGGAGGAGCAGCGUGUGGAGAUGACUAAUACCUUAGAGGUCCUGGAGCAGGAGAAGUACUCCCUGCAGAGGGAGGUGGAGCUGAAGAGCCGCAUGAUGGACAGUCUGAGGUCUGAGUUUGAGGCGCUCAGGGGUCAGCAGAGGCUCAUGUUGGAGAAGCAAGAGGCCCAACUGGAAAGGGGCCACUCCUUAGAGCUCAACGAACUGAAGAGCAAGGUGGACAGGCUGAAGGCGGAGCUGGACGAGGCACGGCUCAGCGAGAAGCAGCUGAGACACAAACUCGAUCUGCAAGCGGAGGCCCUGGCAAACAGGACGGAGGAGCUCCGCGCACUGACGGAGCGCGCCCAUGAGACCAUGUCGUCUGAGGUGCUGGAGCUACAGGUGGAGAGGGCUGAGCUGGAGGCCGCCAAGGUUGCUUUGGAGCGUGAGCUCCAGGAGGGGCACUACAAGGAGCAGCAGCUGGAGCUGGCCAAUAACAACCUGCAGCAUCGGCUGGCACGACUGACCGAGGAGAAGGAGGAGCGCGAGAAGGAGGCCGUAUCCUGCUUCAACGCCUUGGAGAAAGCACGUGAAGUCAACCAGGACCUUCAAGUCCAACUGGACCAGCUGCUGCAGCAGGCUCAGGACCCCAACAGCAAGGGCAACUCUUUGUUCUCUGAGGUGGAGGACAGGCGGGCUGAGAUGGAGAGACAGCUGAUCAGCAUGAGGGUGCAACAUCAGUCUCUGCUCAAGCAACACGCCUUUUCCAGACAGCAGCUGCAGCGUAUGAAGGUACAGAUUGCCACCCUGAUGCAGCUACAGGGGUCAAGGGCAGACCCCGGGCAGCUGGAGCGACUGCAGUCCAUGUUGUCUGAGAAGAACAAUGAGAUCGAGGCACUUAUGGUGAAGGUGCGCCGUCUGGAGAAGGUCGAGCAUGCCAUCGUUGAGAAGGUCCUCUCCUGUUUGGCGAUGGCGGUGAAAGCUCAGCCGUCCGGCGUGACUGGGGAUGCAGAGAGCACAGACGGCACUUUCUACACUGACCUCCUUAAAAUGCAGCUCUCCAAUUCUCAGAAAGAUGCAGAACAGCUGGGGGAUGAGCUGUCCCGUCAGAGGAUGAAGGCUUUCUCAGAGAGUCAGAGGGUGCUGGAGCUGGAGAGGAAGCUGUUUAGCACUGAACGGGCCCUCAAACUUUGUCAGAGCACCAACAUCAAGCUGCAGGUCAAACUGGACGAGCUGCGUUUGCAGUACGAACCCAACGAGCUAAAAAAGACCCAGGGACAGAAGCGUCGUCAUGAGAAGCUGCCUGCGGACGCCCCCGAGGACCCCCCAGCGCUGGAGAAGCGGGAGGCCGAGGCCGAGACACGCGCUGAAAGGAGCCCCGAGGAGGCUGUCACCGCUGCAGCAGAAAGGGCACUGGCUCGCCCGCUUCUGCCGGCACGCGCUGCCAAGCCCUGCCGCUCGGCGCGCGACACCAAGUGCGUCCGCAUCUGUGAGGAAGCCACCACCAUUCCAGAUGCUCCCAGGUCUCCCUCAGCUGACUGCACAGUCAAGACAAAGGCGGAGUUGGUGAUAGAUGUGGGAGAGGAGAACAGGAAAGCAGAAAGGAAAAGGCACCACAAGUCCCAGGGGGCCAUCCAUGUUGCUUCUGAGCCCACCAUGGAGGACCAGUGUGUCCAGCAGUAGGGUCACCUGCUUGGCAGCCUCUUUCUCAGUGCUCACCUCUACCAGGGACCAUCGUUGCCUACUGUUCUGCUGUAUUAACUGUGAUAUUAAAAUGUUUUAUAAUGUCAUUAUUCAUGUUUUGAUUGAUUGUAGCUAAAUAAAAAAGUGAAAAAUG